Molecule: messenger RNA, 2347 nt
Organism: Amaranthus tricolor (Joseph's coat)
Lineage: Eukaryota; Viridiplantae; Streptophyta; Magnoliopsida; Caryophyllales; Amaranthaceae
Product: U-box domain-containing protein 52
Exons: 11
Coding region: 1-2340 (779 amino acids)
Biological process (GO): protein phosphorylation
Molecular function (GO): protein kinase activity; ATP binding
Source: RefSeq, a predicted model, not a curated record
AUGUGGCUUUCAAAAGAAAAUAUAGACAAAAAGGACACAUCAAAUCAAUUAAUAGCAGUAGCAAUUGAUCGUGAUAAAGGGAGUCAACAUGCCCUAAAAUGGGCAAUUGAUAAUCUCCUUCAAAGAGGCCAAACUGUUGUUCUUGUUCAUGUUAAACUUAAGCCUUCUUAUGGUUCUUCUCCCCAUCUUGUCAUCAAUGGAAGACAUUGGGAUCAACAAACAAAGGAUUUAUUCCUCCCCUUUCGUUGCUUUUGUACAAGAAAAGAUAUACAAUGCCGGGACAUUGUGCUUGAAGACUCAGAAGUUCAAAAGGCAUUGAUCGAGUUUGUUACUCAAUCAGCUGUUGAGGUCUUAAUCAUGGGAGCAGCCUCUAAAGGUUCCUUCUUGAGAUUUAGCAAGACAGAUACUCCACUAGCCGUAUCAAAAGCAGUACCAGAAUUUUGCAGCGUUUAUAUAAUAUCAAAAGGAGGUAAAAUUUCAUACUUGAAAUCUGCUUGUCGUCAACCACCACCCGUUUCUCAUCUUAGAAAUCAAAUUAUGAAUCAACCUGUAUCUGCUCCUGCUUCACCUCCUCUCCAAUCUAGAAAAGGAUCAGAAAAAACAACACCUUCUGGGUCACCAUUUGCCGGAUCCGGAUUUGAUGAAAAUGAGCUCAAGUCAGCAUUUGCAAGUCGAGGGGUAAGACAUCCACAUGUAAAGUCAUACGGUGACUUACUAUUAGACACAGAUAUCUCAUUUGUAAGCUCAGGAAGACCAAGCGUUGAUAAAGCUUUGCCUUCUUCACUGUUUGAUGGUUCCGAAGAAAGAAAGAGUACCAACAGAUUAUCUACAAGCUCUGAUACUGCUGAUUUUUUUUGUGAUUCUUACAAUCGAAGAUCUCUCGACAUUCCUUUGUCUCCUCCUCCUCGUUCCUCUAAUGCUUCUGCUUCUGCUUCUACUGAUGAUUACUCUAAUAUCAGUUGGUCUAACAUGCAAUCACAAUCAAUGGACGAUGUUGAAGCUCACAUGAAAAGACUAAAGAUGGAGUUGAAACAAACGAUGGAGUUGAAACAAUCGAUGAAUUUGUAUAAUUAUGCAUGCAAAGAAGCAAUCAACGCCAAGCAAAAGGCUCUUGAAUUGCAAAGGUGGAAAAUAGAAGAAGAACGUAAGAUGGACGAUGUUCAAAAUUAUGAAGAAUCAGCAACACGGUCAUCAACUGAAAAAGAGAGAUUAAAAUCUACGACAACGAAAAUCGAAGCUCAAAAACGAUUAGCUGAACUUGAUUCACAGAAAAGGGUUAAUGCAGAGAUGAAAACAUUAAAGGAAGCUGAGCAGAAGAACAAGGUUAUGGAUUGUAUGGAUACAUCAAUUAGAUAUAGAAGGUACACUAUUGAAGAGAUUGAAAUUGCUACUGAAUUUUUUGCUGAACAACGCAAAAUUGGAGAAGGGGGUUAUGGUCCUGUCUUUAGAUGUCAAUUAGAUCACACAUUAGUUGCUGUUAAAGUUUUACGUCCUGAUGCUGCUCAAGGAAGAUCUCAGUUUCAACAAGAGGUCGAAGUGCUUAGUUGUAUUCGACAUCCAAAUAUGGUUCUUCUAUUGGGAGCUUGUCCCGAAUAUGGUUGUUUAGUAUACGAGUAUAUGCACAACGGAAGCCUUGAAGAUCGCCUUCUUUGUCGAGGGGGAAGUCCACCACUCCUUUGGCAACAUAGGUUUCGCAUUGCUGCAGAAAUCGCCACAGGACUUUUAUUCCUACACCAAAGUAAACCAGAGCCAUUGGUACAUAGAGACUUAAAACCAGGCAACAUUCUUUUAGAUCGAAAUUUAGUUGCAAAAAUUAGUGAUGUUGGUUUAGCUAGGUUGGUUCCUCCAAAUGUUGCUGAUGAGGUAACACAAUAUAGGAUGACUUCCACUGCUGGUACUUUUUGCUAUAUUGAUCCUGAAUAUCAACAAACAGGUAUGCUUGGAGUGAAAUCAGAUGUGUAUUCACUUGGCAUAAUGCUAUUGCAAUUGAUAACUGCAAAGUCACCAAUGGGUUUAGCACACCAUGUUGAAAGAGCAAUUGAGAAGGGAAAAUUUGAAGAAUUUUUGGACCCAUUAGUUACUGAUUGGCCUAUUAAUGAGGCUUUGGCUUUUGCUAAAUUAUCACUUAAAUGUGCUGAGUUAAGGAGAAGAGAUAGACCAGAUCUUGGGACAGUUUUAUUACCAGAGCUUUGUAAAUUGAGAAACAUAGCAGAAGAUAGCCUUGAUUCAAUCAUUUUUGGAGGUGGUCAUUCAUCUACUAGCCAAGUCUCUAUGGGACAUGAGUUAAGUGGUCCUCAAUCUCAUGAAAGUAAUCAGAGCUCAACAUUUGGUGGAGACUAAAUACAAC